Messenger RNA from Chlamydomonas reinhardtii, 706 nucleotides. RefSeq lists its product as uncharacterized. NCBI's taxonomy places the organism in Eukaryota, Viridiplantae, Chlorophyta, Chlorophyceae, Chlamydomonadales, Chlamydomonadaceae. The coding region runs from base 100 to 672 and encodes 190 amino acids. The record is from RefSeq and is a predicted model, not a curated record. The transcript is spliced from 8 exons.
AACUAUGCUACAGGAACUCCACCAUAUCAUAUAAUACAAAUGUCAAACGAGGGCAAGGGCCAACCGUUGCUUGCGAACUUCAGCGCUCAAGCCAAGAAAAUGGCGGCCCUGCCAUCUAACGAGAGGCUGAUGCAGCAAGCUAGUGCAUUUAUCGCCUCUUAUAUGCCGUCCAAGCCGGGGCACGCCGCGUGGCUCUCCUCGGUGCUGACCGCCUCGCCGCACACGCCCGCACCAGCCAGGCACGAGAAUUAUCCGAGCGGAGACGUCCUGCCGAGUGAGACUUCGGCCGACCGCACGCCGACCUGCAAACCUGGUGGAGCACGUGUGCAUGUCGUUUUCGGCUGCCUCUGGCCAAGGCCGGCUGCGCUUGGAUACGGACAUUGGGGCCACCACUGCGGCGGUGUGCUCAGCGGAGACAAGCGUGGCGCUGACGCCAGGCCUGUGGUUUUCAGCCAUGCUGGGUACGUCUCAGGAUGCAGAUGCAUUAGGCUGGGGUGCUGCAGUGCACAUACAGCCGUGGCGGACAGCGGUGCUACAUGCAAGGCUGAUGAACGACACCAGUGGAGGGCAGAACCUUCGCCUACAGUCAUUUGCGCUUCUUCCGUGGCGGCUAAGGGCGGUGGCUCAACUCGACAUGCGUCAGGAGCAAGGCCAGCCCGACGUGACAACUGAAGUGGGUUGCAGGCUUGAGCUCUGGGGCUGGGGC